AUGGCCGCUGGUGAGCAACAUCUCCAGUCCUUCUCUCAGCUACUUGGAAAUUUUGAAGGCUUAUUAAAAGAGUUGAAGUUAUCGGUCACUAACUUUGCUACUAAAAAAGAUGAGGGUGCAUAUGACCAGUUUGCGAAGGGAAUAGACUACUUGGAUGUAAAAGUGCAACUUCUUUUGAGCUACUGUGUAAAAAUAGUUUUUUACUUAUUACUGAAAUUGGAGGGGAAGCCCGUUAAAGACCAUCCUUUGGUCGAGUCUCUUAUAUAUACAAGAAUUUUACUUGAAAAACUGCAACCUUUAGACAGGAAGUUAAGGUACUACGUUGACAAAACCAUUCAAUCUGCCGUUUUGGGCGCUACUUUUCAAUCUGAUCCUUUGCUGUAUAAACCCAAUCCCCAAUCCCUUGUUAGUAGAUAUUCUCAACCAACUACCACGGAUUCUGAGGAUGUACAGGGCUCUGGUGUGUAUGUACCCCCAAAGAUUUCAGCCGUCUAUUUGGAAUCCGAAGAUAAAAAUCAUAAAGUAAAGGAACAGGAAAAAAGAUUGGAAAAACUUCGAGCUACUUCUGUUUAUCAGGAGCUGCGGGAAGAGUUUAGUGAGCUUCCAAAAGAACUGAAGGACUUUUCUGCUAUAUCUGUAGGCUCUCUCUUUGAUGGUCACGAUGCGCUAAAGAGAUCGCAAUACGAAGAAGAAAACUAUAUACGUCUACCAAAAACAAAGAAAGAUAAAGUCACUCAGCGAAAUGUUUACCACAGAAACGAAUACGAACAACUUUUGGAUUUUGGAAAUUUUUCUAAACUUUCUAUGGAUAAUCAGAAAUUCAAGAGUUUUAGUCCCUCACUAAAAAGGAAAGAUCUUCACCCUGAAGUUCGACCCUCUCGAAGUAAAAACUCAAAAAAAAAUAUUAGAUUUACUUAUAAAUAA
Molecule: messenger RNA, 924 nt
Organism: Zophobas morio
Lineage: Eukaryota; Metazoa; Arthropoda; Insecta; Coleoptera; Tenebrionidae
Product: neuroguidin-like
Exons: 9
Coding region: 1-924 (307 amino acids)
Biological process (GO): maturation of SSU-rRNA from tricistronic rRNA transcript (SSU-rRNA, 5.8S rRNA, LSU-rRNA)
Cellular component (GO): nucleolus; small-subunit processome
Source: RefSeq, a predicted model, not a curated record